GUCACAAGGCCCUGCGCAGCCCAGGAGGGUGGCAGAGGCCCUGGGGGUGCACUGAGCCGCUGCGGGUGCUGGGGACAGCCCCAGGGCAGCUGCCUGAGCCCAGUGCAGGAUGGAGUUCCUGGGUACCACGCAGCUAGCCAGUUACUGUGGCCCAAAGAAGAGCUGCCUGUUCCCGGAUCUCACUCCCACCAGCACCACCAGGGACACCUAUCAGUCCUACUGCCCACCCGGCUACCGCUCCCUCAGCUCCUGGCGGCCCGGUCUGCUUUGCAAAGUGCCUUCGGUCCCUCCCAGGUCUGACAAGCAAUUUAAUCCCAUCAGGCAGCUGCCCACUGUUGUGCCUUCCUUACGCUCUGCCCUGCACGCCCGCUACAGCACUCGUGACUGGCACCAGGCAAACAGGGUUCACUUAAAAAGCUCCGAAGACUCCAGGGAAUGUGCUGGUAGACUGAACGCUGAUUCAAUGAGACUGAUGCAAGAAAAGGAUCAACUGACUUAUAAGAUGCAAAAAGACAGUAAAAGGAACCUGGGAGAGAGGAUCUCCACCAUUGAUUUCUGGAGAUCUGAGCUCAUCUACGAGCUAGAGUGUCUGCUGAAAGAGACCCAACAAUUGGAAACAACAAAGAAGCGGCUUGAUUGUGCUGCAGAUGAAGUGAAAGAACCACUGAAGGCAGCCCUAGAAUGCUUGUACCACCGUGAGAAGCGGAAAGGCAUCGACUUAGUUCAUGAUGAUGUGGAAAAGAACCUCAUGAAGGAGGUUGAUGUAUUCAAGGACUGUCAAGAAAUAUUGACAAAACUGGCACACAAUAUCAGUCAACAGCUGAGCAUCAACAGAGAUGCACAGCAUGCCCUGGAGCAGGAUCUUUGUGACAAAAACUCAGCUCAUUUUAUUGAUGAGAAGUGCUUUAAACUGAGGAACACAUCGGACAACAUCAGCUUUUACCAUGGAGUGGAAAAAGCAGAUGGGACUAUUUCAGUUCCUGCAACAUGGGCUAAAUUCAGUGAAGACAACAUCAGGGGCUCUCAACAUGCAAGGGCCAACUCUGUCAAGCUCCGAAAUGAUGCAGAGGCUGGACUGAAGAACACAUCUCAGGAGAUGUGGAAUCAUUUCAUCAGUACCAACCUGGCCUUUAAUAACCGUAUUGCUGAAGUUGCUGACGCAAAGAACAAACUCCAAGCACAACUGGGCAAGCUUCUUCAAGAAAUCUUCCAGACAGAAGAUACAAUCAUGUUACUGGAGAGAUCUAUAAAGGCAAAGGAGUACCCACUGAAAGUGGCUCAGACCUGCCUGGAGGCAAGAACUAAACGACCCAAUAUAGAACUUUGCCGAGACGCACCUCACCUUCAACUUGUCACUGAGGUUUGCACUAUGGAUGACACCUUACAGAUCUUAAAGCGACGUCUGCAAGAAGCCUAUGAUAGUCUCCAGAUGCUGAACCUUUACAAAUCAAAGCUGGAACAUGAAAUUUCUGUGAAGGCAAACUCCUUCUUUAUUGACAAGAAGUGUAUGGACAUGCACAAAGUCUUCCCCAGCACCCCACAGCUCUUUGGCUACACUUGA
Messenger RNA from Athene cunicularia (burrowing owl), 1561 nucleotides. RefSeq names its product tektin 5 (gene TEKT5). Gene Ontology annotation, cellular component: sperm flagellum; nucleus; microtubule cytoskeleton. Lineage: Eukaryota; Metazoa; Chordata; Aves; Strigiformes; Strigidae. Gene Ontology annotation, biological process: cilium assembly; cilium movement involved in cell motility. The record is from RefSeq and is a predicted model, not a curated record. The coding region runs from base 110 to 1561 and encodes 483 amino acids. The transcript is spliced from 7 exons.